Molecule: messenger RNA, 762 nt
Organism: Caenorhabditis briggsae
Lineage: Eukaryota; Metazoa; Nematoda; Chromadorea; Rhabditida; Rhabditidae
Exons: 6
Coding region: 1-762 (253 amino acids)
Source: RefSeq, a predicted model, not a curated record
AUGCUCCAGGAGCAACAAAUCGCUCAAAUCAUUUGUGCACACGGCGCGACAAUCACCACGACUCGAGCUACACUUCAGAAGGCACCCAACUCCCUUCUGACGACGUCUCCUGACGCCACAGCCAAUUCAGAUGAGAAGCUGGUUCGGAUUUUGAAUCUUCCAGAAAACGUUACUGCGUUUCUUAUGCUCUCUUCGGCUUCUCUUCUGUUUUUGACUCAAUUCAAAUUUCCACCUUUCGGGUUCAAUUUUCGACAAUUUCAACUCAAAUUUCAAGACCCAAGAAUCUUGGGGACCAAGAUGCCGAUUUUCCAGGCCAAACGUCUCGGUCUCAUCUCGUUCGUCGAGGCCGCCUGUCCUUCAACAAUCAGCAUUUCGUGUCAUGCAGCACUCUCAACUGGCAGGAUCAAUCCAGAAGUCACGUUUCGCAAGGUUCUUCGAAUCGUGGUCUCCGGCAAAGUGAUCAUGUGUCGAGCGGUGUUUGGCGACUCGUUGAACGAGUGUCGUGAUGGGGGUGGCACCGAUUUCGAGAUGGAUCGAUACACAUCGAGAUUCUUCCUAAAACACUCGAAUCUCGAGAAGGCGUUCGAUCAGCUGGCCACUGCCGGCUACCGUCUCAUCCAUUCCAACACCUUCGCACCGUCUCAACACACAACAAAGCAUGCGUCAAAAGACGACUCGCAAUUCAUUCAUCACUCACAAUUCGUUUUUCAUCGCCAGCCAAAGCUCUCGCCACCAACCGACAUCUCGCCGCCGCCCAGCUAG